AUGGAAGCUGCCCAAGCGGGCGUCCCUGACGCUGCUAAUACAGCACUAAGCAUAACUCCUGAGCAACAUCAAAGGAACGAAGCACGCGUAACGUCGCAACCAGAUGAUGGGCACUCUAUUUGCUCCGAUGGUUCCGUUGCAUCGUCGACUACAGACAUCAACUGUAUGGAACAAGACGACGAUACCGGAGGUCCGUAUCAAGAAGUUAGAUCAAGAAAGAGAACUCGGCGCAACAACUCCAACUCCAGCUCGGAGACAAUAAUCCAAUCAAAAGCCAUCGAAGAAGGGCUCACUGUUGUGUUCGCCCCUGCGGAUACUGAGACGUUAAUAACAUCCCUCAGUAGUGUGAAGCUCUCAAGAGCUCUAGAAAACUCCUGUCCUGAGGGCAUUCACGAGGUUCGCUUUAACAGCAGAUUGAAUGUCAUCGCAGUUGACACCAGAAAUGGUGAAGCUACAAGAACAUUGCUCAACUUGAAGGCUCUCUGUGGAAUUCCGGUGAUGUCAUACUCUCCACUGGCUGGAGCAACGGUGAACGGAAUGAUUCAGGACGUCGACAAAGAGCUUUCUAAUGAGGAGAUCACCUCGCAUCUCAGGUCCAAUAUUAACGUUGGUGCCGUCCGACGCCUAGGGAAGUCUAGCACAGUCAAAGUCACCUUCCGGGGCAAGAUUCUGCCAACCCAUGUUCUUCUGGGGCAUGUACGCCAUCCCGUCCAUCCUUUUCAAGAAAGGCCCAUCCAGUGCCUUAACUGCUUUGGAUUCGGACACAAGCGAGUGACCUGCAAACGCCCCAAAAAGUGUGAACAUUGUGGAAAACCACAUGAAUCAACAGACAUCACAUGUCAAUCAAUGCCUGCCAAAUGUGUCAACUGCGGCCAAGAACACGAAGCUACAGCACGCUUCUGCUCGAAGCGAAAGAAACUAGGGGAGAUCCAGGCGUACUCAAAAUCCAACUUGGUGGGAUUUCAUGUCGCAAAAUCCGCCUUGGAGUACGAUGAGCUCUUCCCGGAGAUGGAAUCUACUCAAGCAGGCAGCAAUGCCACGAAAGAACCGACUGUCACUGAACUCAAGAAUUCAGGAGAGCGAGACAUGGAAGAAACUUUAAAAGAUGUGACUACAUCAUCGCUAUUCACGACGGUCGUCAAACAAACAAAACCUAAAAGUCAAGCAACUAAAAAAGAUUGCCAGGGUUCAAGUCCACACGAAAAACAAAAAAUCAAUAUGCCGGCUGCAUCAACACCUCAGGAAUCCCAGACCUUUUCUGCACCCACCACUCAGCCGCAACCCUGCCAUUCGAAGGACACAAAUGCGCAACCAAAAACUUCCUUUGGAGACAGUUCACCUGAAUGGAUGUCUUUUGUCAAGGCCGCAGUCAAGAUCGCUCUCAGCGUACUUAAAAGCAUCGAAUCAACCUGGGCAAAGACACUUACUACCAUAAUCCAAGCAGUGCUCCCUCUUCUUGAGGGAUGCUAGGGUCAUCUUCUACUCAAAUUAAGGGUUUUACCACCAGUACUUCAGUG
Messenger RNA from Ixodes scapularis (black-legged tick), 1517 nucleotides. RefSeq lists its product as uncharacterized. The transcript has a single exon. The coding region runs from base 1 to 1470 and encodes 489 amino acids. NCBI's taxonomy places the organism in Eukaryota, Metazoa, Arthropoda, Arachnida, Ixodida, Ixodidae. The record is from RefSeq and is a predicted model, not a curated record.